Molecule: messenger RNA, 2922 nt
Organism: Pseudomyrmex gracilis
Lineage: Eukaryota; Metazoa; Arthropoda; Insecta; Hymenoptera; Formicidae
Gene: Oatp58Dc
Product: solute carrier organic anion transporter family member 2A1
Exons: 8
Coding region: 674-2869 (731 amino acids)
Biological process (GO): transmembrane transport; sodium-independent organic anion transport
Cellular component (GO): membrane
Molecular function (GO): protein binding
Source: RefSeq, a predicted model, not a curated record
CUCGUACACGUUCGGGGGCGAAAGGUGGGGAUCCACGCAGCAGGCAUAGAACACGGCUUGCUCUCUGUCGCGCUUAAACAUCUCAGUUGCGGAAGAAUAUCGCGAGUUUUCGGACGCGAGUUCAUAUUUCGCGAGGAACCACGUUGACUCGCGACGUCGACGGCGACGACGGCGGUGGCGGAAACAAUCGACGGUUUUUUUUUUUUUUUUUCCAACAAUCGACUUUUUUCCGUUUUAAAGAGAGCCUCCAACAAGUGUGUAUUCCACAUUGCAGAGACCGCGGUCGAUCGGGCUUAAUUCGGGUCUACCCUGAAUCAGCGGUGUUGGCGAACGUAUAAGAUUGGCGAUCGAGUCGAAACAUGGAGAACACGUGACCGUGAUAAAACAAAGUGUGCGAUCUCGUCGGGGAAACACGGAGGAGCGAGAAGUGCGAGGAGUAAGUAAAGGAGUGGAGGAGAUUUCGCGAGUGCGAGCGCGGAACAUCGGGCCGGGAAACGUUUUCGAAAAAAGCGAUGAUAAGGGUCGCGAGGACGACUAAGUCACAUCGGAACUGUGCGACCCGCGAUUGAGGUCAUUGAGAGUUUCGCUCUCCAAGUAGCACUCCGUGGUGUGCUAAGGCGCUCGGUUGUGCCAGUUGUGCGGGCAGUUGGACGACUAGGUCGAGCAAAGGAAGAUGAAGAACAACUCGAGUAACUCGAAUCACGAGAAGAAGAAUGGGCCGGAGAACCAGAAGCUGCUGCGGGUGCCGACAACGCCGCCCACAACGCCGUCGUCGCCCACGACGCCCACGACGCCCACCAGAGGUCUAGAGGAUGUUUUCAAGGAGCUGCCGAUCACCGACGACACCUCGUGCGGCAUAUGGUGCUUCAAAGGACCGAUCCUGCAGAAAUUCGCCAACAAGAAGGCGUACGUGUUUCUAUACGGCGUGCUUGGUUGCAUAUUCUCGGCCAGUUACGCCUACUUCAACGGCACCAUCACCACCAUCGAGAAGAGAUUCAAAAUACCUUCGAAGACAACGGGUCUCAUCACGGUGGGUAACGACAUCUCGCAACUUUUCGUAUCCGUCGUUCUUUCGUAUUACGCAGGAAGGGGUCACAGGCCUCGAUGGAUCGCUUUCGGUAUUUACACCGUUGUGCUUUUUUGUUGUCUAACGAUGCUGCCGCACUUCCUCUACGGGCCCGGCGAGGACGCUCUGUCGCUCACCAAGGAAUACGGGGCGAAAUUGCCGACUCAACUGACAAACAUGAGCGCGAUACCCGACAGGCAUCGGAAAUUCCUCUGCAUGGACAAAGAAAAUCGCGAAACGGACUGCGAGGUCCAAGACGGUAACUUCGCGCCGCAACUGCUUCUUUUCAUAGCCCAGCUGGUGUCCGGAGUGGGUGGUUCUCUUUAUUACACCCUCGGCGUGUCGUACAUGGACGACAACAUACAGAAAUCAAAGACGCCGGCGUUGAUCAGCUUCUCGUACUUCCUGAGAAUGUUGGGACCUGCCAUCGGCUACGGACUGGCCUCGUUUUCCUUGAAGUUCUACGUCAGCCCGACAUUAACUCCUACCAUCACGAUGCAGGAUCCAAGGUGGCUGGGCGCCUGGUGGCUGGGAUGGAUUAUUCUGGCCAUUCUACUUUUUAUAUUCGCGAGUGUGAUCGCGCUCUUUCCGAAAACUCUGCCGAGAGCGGCGGCGCGCAAAGUUCUCGCCUUGGAACGCAACAAAUCGGCCAGCAGCAUCAAGGGCGAGCAGGAAUCGGAAUUGCCGGCGUCAAUAUCGGACAUGAUGAGAACAUUCAAGCGACUGCUGACGAACACGACCUUGAUGUGCAACAAUCUCGCGACGGUCUUCUAUUUUAUGGGUUACAUGCCGUACUGGAUCUUCAUGCCGAAGUACAUCGAGACCCAGUACAAACAAUCGGCGUCGGUUUCGUCGUUAAUCACCGGCACGGUCGGCUUGGUGUUCAGCGCCUUUGGAAUUUUGUUGUCCGGUCUGAUCAUUUCGAAAUACAAACCCAAAGCCAGAUAUUUGGCGGCUUGGAACGUCAUGAUCGGCAUUAUAUCGAUAAUGGGGAUGAUCUCUUACGCCUUUCUCGGUUGUUCGGCGAACGACAGUCAAAUCGCGAUUCAACCCAAUGGUGUUCUGAAAACGCUGCUGCCCUGCAACGAGCAGUGCAGUUGCGACUACGUCACCUACAAUCCCGUGUGCACCGAGAACGGACAAACAUUUAUAUCGGCGUGUCACGCCGGCUGCCGUAGCAUGAAGCUGUUUAGCAAUGGCAGCAAAAUUUACACGGACUGUAGCUGCGUGAGAACAACGUUGCCUCAUCAUCCGGCGCAGUCAGGCGCCAACAACACCUUCCCAUUCUCGACGGAACCCUCUUACGAAACGAAUCCUCUCUGGUCCGAAACCGUUUCGGAGACACUGGGAACGGCCGUUCCGGGUUCGUGUCCGGUCGACUGCAUGGAAAAGUUCUACAUCUUUUUAGCUGUGGUGUGCCUUUUGAAGUUCAGCGGCGCGACAGGCAGAGCGUCGAAUUUCCUAGUUUCCGUGAGAUGCGUCGACGAGAAGGACAAGGCGGUCGCUAUGGGCUUUGGAUUGACGAUAAUGAGCCUGUUUGCGUUCAUACCGUCGCCGAUUUUGUUUGGAUAUAUAUUAGAUAGGACUUGUCUUGUGUGGGGCAAAACGUGCUCGGGGACGGGAAAUUGCUGGCUGUACAACGGCGAGGCGUUGAGGUACUUGCUGAACUUCACCGCAGCCUGUUUCGUAACAAUCGGCACGCUGUUCGACGUAGGGGUUUGGUACUUCGUCAAAGAUGUGAAGAUCUUUGACGAGGAAAUCGAAUUGGAGGACAUAGCUGAGGAACCCGGCGAAACACUUUGAGGAAAUGAUCACGUUGAUGAUCACGUUUAUUAAUAAAAACAAAAAAAAAAAAA